Molecule: messenger RNA, 6946 nt
Organism: Striga asiatica
Lineage: Eukaryota; Viridiplantae; Streptophyta; Magnoliopsida; Lamiales; Orobanchaceae
Source: the annotation of a GenBank genome assembly
UUCGAAUUAAGAAAGCAAAUUUGGCAGUUUUUUCGCCUAAACACAUUACACACAGUAUACACACACUUCUUCUUUCUCACUCUACGGACAAGUCCUUCCCGUUUCUCUCUCUACCUGUAUGUGCGUUCUUUACGUAUUCGGAGGAAUUUCGACGAGCUGGAGGGCGGAGUUUUGAGGUUGUGGCGCUUUUGCUGUGGAGCUUGAAGUGUUUGUUGGAGUUAGGGUUAUGAAGGAAAACGUGGCCCUUCUUCCAUUGGGAUUGAGUUGAGGGGGAAUCAAAGGUGAGGGUUUCGUCACCGAAUGGAGGGAGGUAGCGUCUCUACACUUAUUUCUUCUGGUAUACUCCGAUGGAUUAUAAUGACAAUGACUAUGAAGGCCACAAUCUUCACUUAGCCGGUGAAGAGAAUUCUAAAUUUUCUUCUGUUCUGCGACCCUUUGCUCUUCCUAAGUUUGAUUUUGAUGACAGUCUCCAAGGUCAUUUGAGAUUUGAUAGUCUAGUUGAAAACGAAGUUUUUCUUGGUAUUCCAAGUCAAGAAGACAAUCAUUGGAUUGAGGAUUUCUCACGGGGAGGCAGUGGAAUAGAGUUCAGCUCCAGUGCAACAGAAUCUUGUGCUUUGCCAAGGCACAUCAAUGUCUGGUCUGAGGCAACAUCUUCCGAAUCUGUUGAAAUGUUACUGAAGGCAGUUGGACAGGAAGAAAUGGUUCCGGGUGAGAAUUUGAUGAAAGAGUCAAAUCCAGGUAACAUGCUAGGUAGCUCAACAAGACAAGUGGAGAACGUGGGGCAGGAUAAUACAAUUGAUGAUGUUAAUGACUUAAAAGAUUCUUCAAUAUCACCUGCUGAAGUUGAGGGGAAUAUUUCGAGGUCAAAUCAGAGUGAUGAAAUAGAAGGCGUUCAAACUGAGGUUUCUGUACAUGCUGGGGGGACAAGUGCUUCUUGUUAUGGAGUGGCUGGUGAUGGAAACAAAGGAUUUGUCUUCCUGACCUCGGAAACUUCGGAGGUUCACUUGAAGAUAGCUUGUGAUAAUCAAGAAGAAACUUGUGGUUUGGUGAAUGAAUCUGUGUCCACUCACGUGCAACAAGAAACUGUCCCUGUUCGUCAAACUGAUGAUAAAAUUGAAAGUUCUCCGCAGAAUGUUGCUGCUUGUGCUAUGGAGUUUGUUGACCAGGAUAACGUCAGUGAUGUUGGUGUUGUAAGUUCAAGUGAUGUAACACAUGCCAUUUCUCAGGAACAAGAGAAAGGAUGCAACCCAAAUGAAGGGAAUUUGGGUGCUGAAACUGAAGUUACUGAGUGCCAUUCUUCCCAUGAGAUUCCUUCACCAAUGGAAUCUUCAAGAGGAGAGCACUUGGUUCAAAUUGGUGUUGCUAAUUUUUCCGACGUUCCUACUGUGACUCAAGACGGCGAGUCUGUGUCCACAAAAGAUAGGUGCAAUGAGGUUGUAUUUGAUGCUGCAGGUGACAGUCAUUGUAGAACAACGGUCUUUGCUCCAAGCACAGAGAUUAAGAAGUCUGAAGGCUGUAGCCUUUUUCAUGAGUCAUCUAUCUCCCUUCAGGGAGAAGCUGUUGAGCACCUAGAAGUGCUAGGUAGCGAUGCUAUUACCUCUACAGUCUCUGGAGAUACUGAGCCCAAUCAGGUACCUGCUAUCCAACCGAAUGACAACCCGACUCUAAUUGGUAGUGAAGAUAUUCAACCUGAAACUCAUAGCUAUGUCGAGACUCCACAUGUUACUUCUGAGGUAAUUUGCGAUUCUUCUGAUAAUGUUGGUGAAAGCAAUCAUGAGGAUGGUCAAGCUUACUCUGUAGCGGGUGAUUCUUGUGGGAAAAAACCAGUGAAUGAUGAUAUGAGUGGUGCUGGAGAUACUGCUACAACACAGGAGAAUUUGGAGGAUUGGGUGAAUCAUGCUGCCCCUCCUCUGUUAGCUGGGAGCAAGAAGACAGGCACAGAAGAUACCACCCCUAUGCAGUUGGAUGCCUGUGAACAUGACCUGGAUGUUCCAAUCACUGAAACAGACAUCAAGAAGUUGGCUUUUGAUUCAGGUGAUGUGUCCGGCGAUGGAAAUGAAAACAAAGUGUCUACUUUUUCAGGUGAAGGAAUUAAAGUUGGUACAACUACUGGAUUACAGCUCAAUAAUCCCGCCGAGGCUUGUCCAGCAUCAAACACAGAGGCUAAAGAUACAAAGCUGACAUCAUCGUGUGGUGAAGGUGAUGAGUUAGUUGACAGCGACAAGCAUAAGCCACCUUCAUGUGAUAUGACGUUGAGGGAUCAGAGUAAAGAAACUCAACCAAUUGCUUCAGUUUCAAUGGAACCCCUGGAGUUAAGUGAGCUUACCCAUGCUUUUGAAACUGAGAAGGGUGUACUGCCUGAUUCUGAAACCGGAGAAGCACAGGAAAGGGGUCAAUCUCUUCUAUUGGUCGAGCCUUCUGGUGGUGCUGUGCCUGAUGAAGGCCAUAAGGAGUCAAGUGAGCCUACCCCUGUUUUUGAAACUGACAAGGGUUCACUGGUUGACAUUGAAACAAGGGAAAUAGUAAAGAGAAGUGAUCAAUCUCUUCCUUUGGUAGAGCCUUCUAAUACCAUAUCUGCUGGAGGUCCAAAGGAGGUGCCUGAAAAGAUGGAUACUUCUUUUAGUGACUUGAAAGUGCAAAAUAUUGGUGCUGUAGCUGCACCUACUGAAAUGGCGAUGGGAGAAGCGGGAAGAAACUCGGGAGACUAUCCUUCUACCAUAUCAGAUAUUAGACAUGGCCGGUUCCGACCCAGCCCGGAUUUCACCGGUUUGUUGAACCGGAACCUUGGCCAUGCGGUUGCCAGCUGUUCUAUGGAAAUGGAUAAACCUGACCCGGUUGCUCCAACUGGCGUUAGAUGUACUGGUCUUUCAGAGAGCAUGAUAAACAAUCAGACACCUCUUAAAAGAGAUGUUGAAGAUAUUGGUAAAAUCGUAACAAAAGCAGAGAACUCUGUGGUAAAUGUUUCGACUGAAGAAGAGGGAACCUUCACUUUUGAUGUCAGGCCUUUGGGGGGUCAUUCUACAGGAGGUUCUGGCAAGGGUUCCCAAUCAUUUUCGAAAAUUCAAGCUUGUAAACUGUCUCUGACUGGUGGAGGAUCACCUUCAAAAUCUGGUAGCAACCUUACAGAUCCAGUUGAGGCGAAGGAAGUUUCUCAUGUUAGUUCUUUAACACCUCCAUCCAAAUCUGUCAGAGGUCCCUCAGAGCGUAAAACAAGACGUGCUAGUGGUAAAUCUGGUAAGGCAAGUGCAAAUAAGGGAAAUCAGGUGAAGGAAGCGACUCCUUUGGGGCAGCUGCCUGAAAAAUGGGAGAAAUCAUCCCAUUUUUUGAGUCCGUUAGAGGCCAGUCAACUUGUGAAUUUUGAAAGUGCUUACAAGGCAAGGGGGCCUAUUCCUAUUCCUACAUCCAGCUUGCCUGAUCUGAACUCUUCCGUUGCAUCACCUGCAUUCUUCCAGCAGCCUUUUACAGAUUUACAACAAGUGCAACUGCGAGCACAAAUCUUCGUUUAUGGAUCUCUUAUACAAGGAACUGCACCUGAUGAGGCUUGUAUGUUGCUUCCAAUCUCCCUUUUGGUACUUCCAUAUGUAAAUGCCCCUGCUACAGCUGUUAAAAUGAACGUUACAGUGACUAAUGAUGGAUUACCAUUGGAAGAUGCAGGUCCAAAAGCACAAGAUCAAACCAACAGUCAAAGUUUCCUUCAAAUUGAAGCUUUUACCCCUAUGUCUGGUCAAGCAAGUACUGGUCAAGCAAGUAAAAAGCCCAUUCCUUCUCCUGUUGUUAACCAGAUGCUUUCUCUCCCGUCACCCUUGUGGAAUGUAUCUACUGCAUCUGCAGAAGCUUUGCCCCCAGGCAGCACCUCCAGAAGUGCUGUUAUUGAUUAUCUGACUGGUACUCCCUUCAACCCUUAUCAGACUCCACCUGUACGGAACUAUGUGCCACAUACUACUUGGUCAUCACAGGCUCCUUUCCCAGUACCCUGGCUUGCCUCUUCACAAACCACUCCUUAUGAUGUCAGUACUACUUACCCUGCAUUUCCAGGCAUGAAAGAGCCUGUAAAGUUAGCUCCAAACAAAGAAUCAACCCCAGUUGUUUCCGCCAGUACAAGUUAUGCAUCUGGUAUUCCUACUAGUCAUACCAUUGUUUCUACUAAUGCUGAGGCUCCUUCAGUUGACUUGAAAAUGUUGAAAGCAUCAAGUGGACAAACUGUAGAUACAAAGACUAAGAAGAGGAAAAAGUCUUCUAGUGCUGAGGAUGCUGUAAGGUUAUCCGUGACCGCUUCAUUGGUACACACUGCCUCUUCUCCUGUAGUAGCUAGUCAGUUGUCGAACAAAGGCCCUGCAGUUGAGGCUCCUAGUCAGUUCCCUUUCACAGCACGAUAUCAAGGAGACCAGAUGCAUACACCUGUUAUUAGCAGUCAUUACUCUACAUCUGUUGCUGUGGCAACCCCUUCUAGCUUUGUGCAAAAAGGCUCUUCCUACCAUUUCUUCCCUGUGGUCUCACCAUCAAUUGCUAAUUAUCAACCCAAGGGAGGUGAUCUGAGUGUAGAUAAGAGGGCACAGAAAAUCGAGGAUUGCAGCAAGGUUGAGGAGGCUAAGUUACAAGCACAGGAAGCUGCCACCCAAGCUGCUGCUGCAAUUAGCCAAUGUGAAGGUGUAUGGAACCAGUUGGGUGAGCAAAAGCAAGCUGGCUUGAAAUCAGAUGCUCAGUGUAAAUUAGCCUCUGCUGCUGCUGCUAUAGCAGCUGCUGCUUCUGUUGCUAAGGCAGCAGCUGCGGCGGCUAAAAUUGCAUCAGCUGCUGCAUUGCAAGCAAAACAAAUGGCCGAUGAAGCAGUGACCACGUCUGGAGCUGUGGAUUCUAGUGGACAUGACGUUAAUUUGGUGAAUGCAUCUCCCAACUCCAUUUUGAGGGGCGGGGAUUCUAACAAUGCACCCGGCUUAGCGAUAUCUGCUGCGAGAGAGGCUGCUAAGAAAAGGAUUGAGGCUGCUUCAGCUGCCACACGGUAUGCUGAAAAUCUUGAUGCCAUUGUUAAAGCAGCAGAAUUGGCUGCAGAAGCAGUUUCGCAUGCUGGGAAGAUUGUCUCCUUAGGUGAACCGUUCUCCCUGAGCGGGCUUGCAGAAGCCGGGCCAAAUAACUACUGGAAAGUACCGCAGGUGGGUGUUGGGCCUGGUCUGAAGUCUAAUGACAAGAAGAAUAAAUCUAGCUCUAGCAAAGCUGGGGAGGUGCCUGAAGAUUAUAUGAACCGACAUGAGGAACCUGAUAAGGAUAUGUACAUUGCAAGUGAUGUUGAGCAAGCCGUUCAAGAGUUAUCUGGGAAUGUGGUGGAUGAUCAUGUCAACGUAGAAGAGAACAUUAUUGCCUCUGGAAAGCAUAGGGAGAACUUUAAACCUCAAAAAGAUGAAAAAGUAUCCAACUCGGUUAAUACUCCUGGUAUUUCUCACCCCGAUAUUGAGUCAAGAUCGACUUCACAUGUCCUAUCAAGCAUUAAAGAGGGUUCCUAUGUAGAGGUUCUAAAAGAUUGUGGUGAUUCGAAGAAGGCCUGGUUUUCAGCUAGUGUACUGAGUUUGAAGGAUAGUGAAGCCCUUGUUUUGUAUACUGGACUACAAUCUGCUGAAGGAUCUGCACAGCUGCAAGAGUGGGUAUCAGUAGAAGCCAAAGACGGUCAGGCACCAAAAGUGCGCGUACCCCAUGAUAUGACAACGUUGCAGUUUGAAGCAACAAGGAAGAGACGUCGAGCUGCUGCCAAGGACUACAAUUGGUCUGUUGGAGACAAAGUUGAUGCAUGGGUUCAAAAUUGCUGGCGUGAAGGAGUUAUUGCUGAAAAGAGCAAAAAGGAUGCAACUGGACUAACUGUUCAUUUUCCAGAGCAAGGGGAGUCAUUAACGGUCAAGGUUUGGAAUCUUCGGCCAACCUUAAUUUGGAGUGAUGGCCAAUGGACAGAAUGGCAUAGAGCAGGGCCGGGACCCGCUUCUCAGGGAGAUUCACCAGCAGAAAAGCGUCCGAAACUGGGAGGCAGCAGUAUUGAAGCAAAAGGAAAGACCAAAGUGGCUGAAAGUACUGAUUUUGCCGUGACACAGAGAAAUGAAGUUUCAAGACUGCCUUUGUCUGCGAAUGAGAAACUUUUUAAUAUUGGCAGUACAAAAUCGGAGAAAAAUAAGCCCAACAUGGUGGAGACAAAGAGGCCUGGUGUAGAAAAGCAACCAGGAUCAAGGGUUGUAUUUGGUGUCCCUAAGCCUGGGAAGAAGAGAAAGUUCAUGGAAGUCAGCAAGCACUACACUUCUGACAGGGUUGCCAAAACUAAUGUGUCUGAUGACUCAAUGAAAUUAUCUCAACUUUUGCCUCCUCUGGGAUCUGGGCCUAGGAGCUUCAAGCAUAACUCCAAGCCUGAUUCCAAGGACAAACAAGCUCCUGAGUCUAGACCGAGAUCUAUCAAGUCCGGGAGACCGCCAAGUGUUCCAAGUAGAACUUCAGUGCGGAAAGAUGACUCAACCUCAUUGCAACCUAAUGCACGCAGUACUGGUGGAUUGGGUACUGGGAAGGGCUCUGCUAGCAGCAAUGAUAGCGAAUUAGGUGAGCGAAAUACUGGUGAACUUAAUUCAUCCUCAAAAGUUGGAGGGACCUCUGCUGGCUCUAUUGUGUUUUCUUCUCAAGCUCGUACAAAAGAUAGCCGCAAGAAAACAGCAAGAAGGGAUUCUAGAUUUGAUCGGCUACACCGAGGUAGGCCCGCGCUUGCUAGUGAGAGAUCAGCGGACAAUGAAUCGAACGCGAAUUCAGUCCCUGAAGUUUCUGAACCCCGUCGAUCAAUUCGUCGAAUUCAGCCAACUUCAAGGGUAUAUUGAUCCUUUUCCCUUGCUCUAAUCCGUUUCUUUCUGUCAUGGCGCUUUUGUUGAUUUGCUUCACAUAUUUGUGAUUUCUUUGGCUUGUGAUUUAUUGUGAGAUAUGUGUGAAAUCA